AUGUUUUUGACUAGAGCCUUGGAAAAGAUUCUCGCCGACAAGGAAAUAAAAAAGGCGUAUCAUUCGCAGCUGAAAAAAGCUUGCGAAUCAGCACUCGAGGAGCUGAAAAAUGAAAGCAAGACAAAGGUUGAAGUGCCAGAGUCUUCUGCGUUGCCAGUGCCAAAACAAGCAGGCUUUGUGGAAGCUGAUAAAUAUUUUCUGCCUUUUGAGCUUGCAUGCCAAUCAAAGUGCCCUCGGAUUGUUAAUAUAGCCUUAGAUUGUUUACAGAAAUUGAUUGCGUAUGGCCACCUGACAGGAAACACUCCAGACUCGACAACUCCAGGAAAAUGUUUAAUAGACCGCAUCGUUGAAACAAUAUGUGGGUGUUUUAACGGACCACAGACAGACGAGGGAGUACAGCUACAGAUCAUUAAGGCGUUGUUAACGGUGGUGACAUCGACUACGUGUGAAAUUCACGAGGGCACUGUUCUUCAGACUGUGCGUACUUGCUACAACAUAUACUUGGCCAGCCGAAGUCUCGUUAACAGAAUGACUGCCAAGGCAACCCUGACACAGAUGUUGAAUGUCAUCUUUAGUCGGAUGGAAGCUCAAGCCGCUGAAGAUGAAAAAUCUCCAGAUCGAUGUGACAGUAAAGACAGUAAAAAAUCGGAUGGGGAAAACAACAAGCUAGAAGAGAAGAAGUCAAAUGUUGAUGAGGGUGUGUCUGUUCAGAAUGGAGAUGAUGAGGUUGAUGCUGUAGAGGAAGACAGGAUUUUACAAGAUGAGCGCAGCUUACAGAACCAUAAAAAAAGUCCAGAUACUUCAUCAGUCAAAGAGGCCGGUGAAUCGGACACAGAAUCUGCCGAGGCAAUUGUGUCCAGCAUUUUAUCGGGCAUUGUGGAUGAUGUAGUUGGAGACCUGGACGUUGAACCUUCAGAAAUACAAACAGAUACUGUUGUCAACAAUGGUGUGGCAAAUGCUGCGCAAGAGGAACCACAGCCGCAGCAGCAGCCACCCAGCCACACGCAGGACCAGCAGCUGCCCUCUGUAUUGGCUAACUCUAGUGAAGGGAUUCUAUCUCCUGAUGAUAGUGCAGAAGGUACGGAGGGCGGGGAACAGUUCCAUGGAGCCUUUAGUCACGUGUUACAAAAGGACGCUUUUCUAGUUUUCCGAAGUCUUUGCAAGCUUUCAAUGAAGCCUCUUGGCGAGGGCCCACCAGAUCCAAAAUCUCAUGAACUUCGCUCCAAGAUCCUCUCAUUACAGCUCCUCCUGUCGAUCCUUCAGAGUGCUGGCCCAGUAUUCAGAACAAAUGCUAUGUUUAUCAAUGCCAUCAAGCAGUAUCUGUGCGUGGCAUUGUCCAAAAAUGGCGUGAGCUCCGUACCUGAAGUGUUUGAACUGUCACUGACAAUCUUCAUCACCUUGUUGGCUCAUUUUAAACAACAUCUCAAGAUGCAGAUAGAGGUGUUCUUCAAAGAGAUUUUUCUGUACAUUCUGGAGGCACCCAGCAGCUCAUUUGAACACAAGUGGAUGGUUAUUCAGGCUCUGACAAGAAUUUGUGCAGAUGCCCAGUGUGUUGUGGAUAUUUACCUCAAUUAUGACUGUGACUUGGCCCUAGCAAAUAUAUUUGAACGAUUGAUCAACGACCUGUCCAAGAUAGCUCAAGGACGAGAACUAGGUGCAAACCCCAACCAGGAGAAGAGCAUGAGAAUAAAGGGGCUGCAAUGCCUGGUGUCUAUACUCAAGUGUAUGGUGGAGUGGAGUAAAGAUCUGUAUAUCAACCCACACUCACAGUCAAACCUAGGUCAAGACAGCAAACCCUACACCGAGACUGAUAAUGAUUCAGGGAGUGGAACCAUGACCAGCUAUGGCAGCACCAACUCUCUCAGCUCAAACAGCAGUGCCCCUACAGCCACCAACAGUGGGACAAACCCCACCCCAGCGAUAACACCCACAGACAGCCCAGAACAGUUUGAAGUGUUGAAACAGCAAAAGGAAGUCAUGGAGAUUGGGAUUGAGUUGUUCAACAAGAAGCCGUUGAAAGGGAUCCAAUACUUACAAGAACAAGAGAUGCUUGGCAAGCUACCGGAGGAUAUUGCUGAGUUUUUCCAUAAUGAAGAACGCUUAGACAAAACUGUUGUUGGUGAUUUCCUUGGUGAGAAUGAAAAGCUUCACAAGGAGGUGAUGUAUGCUUACAUUGACCAAAUGGACUUUGUAGAAAUGGACAUUGUUUCUGCCCUGAGAAAGUUCCUCUCAGGCUUCAGACUACCUGGCGAGUCUCAGAAGAUCGACAGACUGAUGGAGAAAUUUGCAUCUAGAUACUAUGAGUGUAAUCAAGGGAUGGAAAUUUUUGCUAGUGCUGACACUGCCUACGUUUUGGCAUUCUCUGUGAUUAUGUUGACUACAGAUCUUCACAACCCACAGGUGAAAGCCAGCUCCAAGAUGACCAAAGAGCAGUACAUUCGCAUGAACCGUGGCAUCAAUGACAGCAAAGACCUGCCUCCCGACUUCCUCUCAGCAAUUUAUGACCAGAUUGCCAGCAAGGAGAUUAAAAUGAAAGCCCACAGCACAGGGCCAAAACAUAACACGUCUGCCAAAGACAUCACUUCCGAUAAACAGAGACGACUUCUGUACAACGUAGAGAUGGAGCACAUGGCCCACACAGCUAAGGCUCUGAUGGAGAGUGUCAGUCACUGUCAGGCUAGUUUCACCAGCGCCACCCACCUGGAACAUGUCAGACCCAUGUUCAAGCUGGCAUGGACACCUUUUCUGGCAGCUUUUAGCGUUGGUCUGCAAGACUGUGAUGACAAUGAGAUAGCGCUGUUGUGUUUGGAUGGGAUCCGAUGCGCAAUCCGGAUUGCUUGCAUUUUCCACAUGGAGCUGGAAAGGGAUGCCUAUGUCCAAGCCUUAGCAAGGUUCACCCUUCUCACCUGUGCCACGCCAAUUACAGAGAUGAAACCCAAGAACAUCGACACCAUCAAGACGCUGAUAUCCGUGGCUCACACUGACGGCAAUUACCUGGGCAAGUCGUGGCUGGAGAUCCUGCGCUGCAUAUCUCAGCUGGAGUUGGCACAACUGAUCGGGACUGGAGUGAAAACCAAAUACAUUGCUGCUGGACCUCACAGCCACUCGAAUAAUCCUGUGGAGGCACAUGACCCUGAAGCCAUAGUUAAAGGAAACAUGGGGAACAUGGACAGGCAGAGACUGGCCAACUUCCAUGAGACGGUCGGCGAGACAAGUUCACAGAGUGUUGUAGUUGCUGUAGACAGAAUCUUUACCGGAUCUGUGAAACUGGAUGGCGAUGCUAUUG
This is a messenger RNA of Candidula unifasciata, 3286 nucleotides long. The record is from the annotation of a GenBank genome assembly. NCBI's taxonomy places the organism in Eukaryota, Metazoa, Mollusca, Gastropoda, Stylommatophora, Geomitridae.